Molecule: messenger RNA, 1381 nt
Organism: Macrosteles quadrilineatus (aster leafhopper)
Lineage: Eukaryota; Metazoa; Arthropoda; Insecta; Hemiptera; Cicadellidae
Exons: 7
Coding region: 182-1027 (281 amino acids)
Source: RefSeq, a predicted model, not a curated record
GUGGCAGCACAACCUUAUCGCACUGCUUCAGGGAGUUCGUCAGCUGUGAUAACAAUAGACUACAUGGUUACUCCAUCACUGUAAUACAUAACACAUACACGCAGUUCAGGACUAGUCAGAGAUGUACCAAUUAAUAGGAGCAAGUUAGGGUUUUAGUCAAGAUAUUAUUUGGACUGACGAAAUGAAAAAGGAAUUGUACAAACUACUCCACGGCUUCCUGGCUCUUGCUCUUAUACUUUUUCCUCACGGCUCAGAGUGUCUGCAGCUGUUAAGAGUCAAGGUCCCUCCAUACAGGUUGAAGGGAGAAACAGCUGUUCUAGAGUGCCAGUACCAGCUGGACGGCCUGGAGAAGCUCUACUCUGUCAAGUGGUACCGCGAGAACGAGGAGUUUUACAGAUACGUCCCCAAGUACAAUCCUCAGCAAAUCUCGUAUAAAGUGGAGGGUAUCAACGUUAAUCACAAAGAGUCGAAUGACACGACUUUGACCCUCAACAAGGUGAACCUAAAGACGUCAGCCAACUACAGGUGUGAAGUGUCUGCAGAAGCACCUUCCUUCGCCUCAGUGCAGGGCUCAGGUCAUCUAGAGGUCGUCUACCUCCCCAGUAACGGACCUCACAUCUCUGGCGAGAGGUCUCACUAUAUGAUAGGUGAUGAGAUAGACCUCAACUGCACAUCGGGCAAGUCCUACCCAGCCUCAGACCUUUACUGGCUCAUCAACGACAAAGAGGUGACUAACCAUGAGUUUCUGUACCAACACCCCCGGGUUGUCCAUCCACACGGGCUAGUCACGACAUCCCUGGGUCUUCGCCUCCCCGCUGCACCACCGUUGUUUCUCCAUGGCAGUAUGAAGGUGCGCUGCGUGGCGAGUGUCUCACCCGUACUGUGGAAAGGGGACCGCGAGAGUGUAGUGGAGACCCCUCUAGUCACCAACAGAGAGGCUAUGCUGCUAGUGAGAAACACAGCUGCUGGUGACGUCAUCAGUCCCACAAUCCUGAGUGUUCUUCUUCUGCUCACAAGGGUGACGUGAUUUUCUCUCCAAGAAAAUGGUCGUUCGCUGAAAGUGUAUCUUUUGUAAAUAGUUGAAAUAUUUGUUCGUUUUAUUCUGUAAUGUAUUGGAAAUAAUUUGCAACUAAAUGGACAUGAUAUUUUUACUAACAUAGUUUAUUAAGUCAACUCUUAUGAUACGAAUGUAUACAAUGUCAAUGUUGUCAAAAGGGUUAAUUGUUAGGAUAUUUAUUUUAUUUUAUAAAAGUACAUGUAAAAUAGAAAAUUAAACAAACAUGUAUAACAGUAUAUUUAACGAUUAAUUGUUGUUAUUAUGUCUUUGAGUGAUAGGUUAACUUAGAAAGUAUAUUAUUUGCUUGUUAUGCCAUUCCUUAUA